Galendromus occidentalis (western predatory mite) is the source of this 1734-nucleotide messenger RNA. RefSeq names its product organic cation transporter-like protein. The transcript is spliced from 10 exons. The record is from RefSeq and is a predicted model, not a curated record. Gene Ontology annotation, molecular function: transmembrane transporter activity. Gene Ontology annotation, biological process: transmembrane transport. The coding region runs from base 1 to 1671 and encodes 556 amino acids. Gene Ontology annotation, cellular component: membrane. NCBI's taxonomy places the organism in Eukaryota, Metazoa, Arthropoda, Arachnida, Mesostigmata, Phytoseiidae.
AUGAUCCGACCAGUCGACAGUGAUCGUCAGGCCGGUCGAGCCAGCACGGCCGCGACCGGCACUGAAGAUGACAUCCAAGACGAUGGACAUCAAGAAGAGACUGUUUUCCUCGAUAGAGAGCCGAUGGAUGCACCACAAGCCGAUGUUUCUGAAGUCGUUGGGAAGUUCGGACGUUACCACUUCAUACUGAUCGUGGUCAACAUCCUAAGAGCCAUACCGAUCGGUUGGACGUUGACGUCAGUGGAUUUCUUGGCAGGAGACGUCGAUCAUUAUUGCGCGGCUCCUGCUCACUACAACGGCUCGGAUUGGGAAACAGUCGUCAAUAAUCCUGACAUGAGAUGCUCUAGAUACCAUGUGGACGAGAGCGGAACAUUGAAUGUCUCGCAUCCUCCGGAAGCUUGUAGUUCCUGGAAAUAUAACGAGACCCAACCAUCGAGUGCCGUGGUCGAGUGGGACCUCGUCUGCGAGCGGGCAUGGAUGAGAUCCGCUAUACAGAGUGUAGCCUUCCUCGGUCAGCUAAUCGGAGCACUGGUCUUCGGAAAGCUCGCCGACAAAUACGGGCGUUUGCUGAUGUUCGACGUAGCCGCCGUAACGAUGCUGAUUUUCGGUGCGGCCGGAAGCUUCGCGCCGGUCGUGGAAAUGUUCAAUGCGAUUCGGUUCCUGCAAGCAAUGAGCACGGCGGGACUUCAAACCCUUUCUGCAGCUCUUUAUUCCGAGGUGGCGCUCCCCGCUGAUCGGAAUUAUCUCCAUCUUGGGAUGACUCUGGGACUAGGGAUCACUCAACUGCUCUUACCGGCAAUGGCUAAAUGGUUCGACAACUGGCGCUAUGUACAACUCGCGACCGGCUUGAGCGCAAUCGCCCUUCUGCCCUUCCUUCUCUACCUGGAGGAAUCUCCCAGAUGGCUUUUGUCGGUGGGCCAACACAAACGCGGAGAAAGGGCGUUGGAGCGAAUUCUGCGGAAGAACAGGAGCGACGUCACGGAUCUGGCCAAGAAAAUGCCUCAGCUGAUCUCGAAAGCCUCAUGUGGUCCACCGAGCGCCGGUCUGAAGGAUCUCUGGCCCCACCAAAAUGUCAGGCGGAAUCUCUUCACGAUGUUCCUUCUUUGGGCCAUCAACAAUUUGGCGCUUUUCGGAAUUACUUACCUCCCGUCAAAACUUGGAGGGGAUCGCUUCUUCAAUUUCACCGCUGCCAGCUCUGCUGAAAUCCCCGCCGGCUUCGUUGGUCUCUACGUCAUUCGGAAAUUGCGGCGUCGCAAUUCUCUGACUGGUAUCCUCCUGAUUUGUUCGUCAGCCCUCUUGGCUACAGCGUUGAUUCCGAUGGAAUUCGUCUACAUUCGGGUUGCCUGUAUGUUUGUAGCGAGGUUCUGCGUCGUUAUCACAACUGCGACAAUGUGGGUUUUCACAAUGGAACUUUUCCCGACUUCGAUAAGGAGCUUCGCGCUCUCCCUGUGUUUCUUCGUGGGCCGGACCAGCGCGGCUCUGGCGCCUUUCCUUCGAGAUCUGGCCGAUUACUACCAACCAGCACCUUUCGCAUUACUGGCGAUCCUGACGGCGAUAUGCGCCGUGCUGCUGCGGAUCACUCCCGAAACCCUCGGGAAACCCCUACCCGACACGAUGACAGAAGCCGACCGCAUCGGCAAAGAAGAUAAGUUGUCGAAGCUCGGAGUGUGAACUGAGAACGCGAUUUUCGGACGGCGUCGUAUACUCCCAUCUGAGCACUAUUAUUUCACUCAU